This is a messenger RNA of Cololabis saira (Pacific saury), 2630 nucleotides long. RefSeq names its product dTDP-D-glucose 4,6-dehydratase-like. Gene Ontology annotation, biological process: nucleotide-sugar metabolic process. The transcript is spliced from 12 exons. NCBI's taxonomy places the organism in Eukaryota, Metazoa, Chordata, Actinopteri, Beloniformes, Belonidae. Gene Ontology annotation, molecular function: dTDP-glucose 4,6-dehydratase activity. Bases 160 to 1197 code for a protein of 345 amino acids. The record is from RefSeq and is a predicted model, not a curated record.
AUAAUGGCUCUACUGUCUGAGGAAAGGAUAGGAAAAGGAAACUUCUGUUUCCUGGAUUAAUGCGUUAAUUAGUUAUGUCGAUAUAGUAGUAUGACAACUCUUCAGCUUUAAUGUCAUUUGAACUUUGGUGCGAAGUGACGGCUGGCGGAGGAGCAGACGAUGGACUUUGACAGGACAGUUCUGGUGACUGGAGGUUCUGGAUUCAUUGGCUCCCAUUUGGUGUGUUCACUGGUGAGCAGACACCCCGAGUGGAGGAUAAUCAACCUGGAUAAUCUGGAUUAUUGCUGCAGCCCCAAGAGUCUGGAGAGCAUUGAAGACAGAUCUAACUACAUGUUUGUUCAGGGAGAUGUGUGCAACUCCCGGCUGGUGAAUCACAUCUUCAUCACAGAGAAGAUUGACAUCAUCUUUCACCUAGCGGCGAAAACUCACGUCGAAUCCUCGUUUCAGACUCCAUCCAUUUUCCAGCGGGUCAACGUGGAAGGGACCAGAGUCUUACUGACGGCUGCCCAUCAGGCCCGGCACCGGCCGCAGCGCUUCAUCUACAUCAGCACCGACGAGGUGUACGGAGCCGGUCUGGACCAGGUGUUUGAUGAGAGCAGCCCGGUGAGGCCCGGCAACCCGUACGCCGCCACGAAAGCAGCCGCGGAGUACCUGGUCAGAUCCUACUGGGACCAGUAUCAGUUUCCCAUCAUCAUAACCAGGAGCAACAACAUUUACGGGCCCAGGCAGUACACCGAGAAGGUCAUCCCCCGGUUUCUGACCCUCCUGCACAUGAACAAGAAAUGCACCAUUCAGGGAACCCUCCCCAAGUCCCGCCACUUCCUGUUCGUCAGCGACGCCGUCGACGCCUUCCUGCUGCUCAUGGAGAAAGGGCUGGUGGGGGAAGUUUACAACGUGGGGACAAGCUGCGAGGUUCCCAUCGUUCAGCUGGCGCAGGAACUGGUUAAGAUGGUGAAGAACGUCCCGGACUCUGAGUUGAAAGACUGGCUUGAGUUUGUCCCAGACAGGCCGCUGGUCGAUCUCCGUUAUCCGAUCAGCAGCGAGAAGCUGCAGCAGCUGGGCUGGAGAGCACAAGUGUCCUGGUCCCAGGGCAUCAGAGAGACUGUGAAAUGGUACGGAGAAAACCCAAACUUCUGGUCAGACACCAGCGAGGACCAACGGAUCAGAGAGGACCUUGAAAACGCCGCCAGCAUAUGAGGGAUUUUCUCCCCCGUGUUUGUGUUGACAGACAGUAUUCUGGCUGACUUGCAGCUGAAAUAACAAUCGCCAGCCUUAAAUUUUCAUUUCUGACCGUCUCUGAAUGUUGAUAGUUGGACCAACAGGAAGGCUGAGCCUCCAGCCAAAGCCUCACCAGGAAAUACAUGCACUUUACCUUUAUAUUAAAUAUUUAUAGCAACAGUUUCCAGAACACUGGGAUAAAAUGUCAUUGAAGACCUAAUGUAAUAUUUGUCUUUUAUAAAGCUGAAAAUUUUACUUGAUAAUGACCUGCAUCAAAUGCUGGGAUGAGGAGUCUGUCCCUCCCCAUCUUUGCCGAUCAAAAACCCCUUUUUUAUUUCACGAGAAGCAUCUUAGUGAGUGAUCAUCUCACCAAAAAGGAAUGCUUAUCUAGCCUAAAAUAGAGCUGAUUAUUUUAAAAGCUAGUUUUUGUUGACUUCAGAAAUUUGGAGCCAAUAACUCAUCUUUAUAAAUUACUGAGCGGUUAAAAAUGUCCUUGUUUUUUCAAAUACUUACCUGUCAAAUUGUAUCCGUUUAUAUCAAUAUGAGCAUCUAUCUUGUUGAAUAUUUUAAAUCAAGUCUAGGUGGGGGGGGGGUUAAGGUUGUGUUACAAGCCAUGCUGGACCAUUCCUAAGUACCGGUAUUAUAGUAUUGUCUGUGGCUGUUUAGUCAACACAACAGUUCUCUACACCCCCAUGUGGUCACAAGUUUUAUUGCUACAAAAAGUGGCUUUGAAAAAGAAAUUAAAAUGACUUCACAACAAAAAGGCUUUAUAUUUAUUACUUUUGAGCCUGGACAACAGAACAAAUGAACCAAGGUUUUUACAAUAUGACCUGCUCAAUGGUUAAUUUUUUAUAUUUAUUUUUCUAUAAAUGCAGCAUGAAAUGUUACAUGCCUUAAGAACACUCCACACCUGUAGCAUCUUCCUAAAUUGUAUUCAUUUGUGUUUCAAUGCCGUGACAGUGAAGUCAAUAAAAUUACAUUUAUACAUUUUCACUUCAUCUGCAAUUUUAGGACUUUUGUCUUCUUGCUUUGGCUGCAGCAGCUGGGAUGCUUUAAGUAGAUCACAGGCUCUCGAUAAUUCACACGCAAGUGUUGGAUAUUUAAGACUUUAGAGGCUAUUUUUCUGUUUGCUUUAGUUUAGCGGUAGUUAAAACAUGCCUUUAUCCUUUACCCAAAUACAGAUAAAUAUAUAAGUGGAGUUGGGAGGUUUUGACAUCUCCGUCCAGCUCUGAGCAAAGAUGGGUAACAUGAUUUAGAAACUGCAGCUGCAACUUUAGAUUUCAGUAUUUUAGUGAUUGUUGAUUAAAGUAUACAAGUGACCUUGUAGGAUUAGAAGUGAACUUCAUUCAACCAGAUUUUUUUUCAUUUAUUUUGAUGCUCUAGAUUCUGUUCAAAUUUGAAUAAAUACCUUU